AUUUUGUGGAUAUAAAAUAUUCAGAAUUCUCACAUUUUUUUAAAUUGUAGCCGCCAUAUUAUAUAUAAAUGAAAUUAGUCAAAUUUUUAAUGAAGAUGAGCCAUGAAACGGUUACCAUAGAACUAAAAAAUGGUACUCAAAUUCAUGGAACUAUAACUGGCGUCGACAUGUCCAUGAAUACCCAUUUAAAAUCUUGUAAAGUGACAAUUAAAAAUGGGGAACCAAUUACCCAGGAUACCUUGAGUAUUCGUGGAAAUAAUAUAAGAUAUUUUAUAUUACCAGAUCCACUUAAUAUAGAUAAUCUUCUAACUGAUGAAGGCCCUAGAAAGAGAAGAGAUCCACGUGCAAGAUCUGGUAGACCAGGAAGAGGCAGGGGCAGAGGGGGACGUGGUAGAGGGAGAGGAGGCAGAAGAUAACUCCAAUUGUAUCUUAAACGGUUAUUUUUUUUGUAUAAUAUGAUUAUAAAAUAAAAUUGCAUUAUUUUGUAAAUUGAAUUUAUUAUUAUUGUAACAUGAUUGGAACCUUAUAUUUCUUUAUUAAAACUUAAUAAAUAUCAAAAAAUCAUAUAUGUUAGGCAUAUGAACUGAAUGUCAAAAAAGAAUUCCAAUUUUAAUUAUGUCUUUAGGAUGGUUAUUAAAAUUAAUAUUUGUCAUCUCUUCUUUACAAUAAGAUUUAACCAGAAUUGUACUUUAUGCACUUAAUUGUUUUUGUAUAUUUUAUUCAUUUUAGCAAUGUGAUAUAUUAUAGUUU
This is a messenger RNA of Gordionus sp. m RMFG-2023, 750 nucleotides long. Its product is annotated as small nuclear ribonucleoprotein Sm D1-like. The transcript is spliced from 4 exons. Gene Ontology annotation, biological process: RNA processing; spliceosomal snRNP assembly. The coding region runs from base 69 to 416 and encodes 115 amino acids. Gene Ontology annotation, cellular component: spliceosomal tri-snRNP complex; catalytic step 2 spliceosome; U12-type spliceosomal complex. Gene Ontology annotation, molecular function: RNA binding. NCBI's taxonomy places the organism in Eukaryota, Metazoa, Nematomorpha, Gordioida, Chordodea, Parachordodidae. The record is from RefSeq and is a predicted model, not a curated record.